Molecule: messenger RNA, 1482 nt
Organism: Condylostylus longicornis
Lineage: Eukaryota; Metazoa; Arthropoda; Insecta; Diptera; Dolichopodidae
Product: ELAV-like protein 2
Exons: 2
Coding region: 120-1097 (325 amino acids)
Molecular function (GO): RNA binding
Source: RefSeq, a predicted model, not a curated record
UGAUUGUUUAGGUGUAGAGAAGUCAAAAUUAUAUGAGUUUUAAAUUCGGAUUACAAAGAUUUUCUUGAAUAACUUCAAUACCGCAAGAAAUAAUACAAUUUUCGCUUGCUAAGCAGAAAAUGGUACGUAACAGUACUGGUCCGGUACAUAUACAAGCAUCGAAAAUAGCAAGAUUUAAUCCAAUGGCAAAAUCAGCAGCAGAACACGACCGAGAGCCUUCCAAUUCAAGUGAGCGGAAAAAAAAUUCAAUAUCUGAACUAAUUACAGAGUACAGUAUUUAUUUAUUUAAUCUAACAAAUGAUGUAACUGAAAAUGAUUUAUGGCGUUUAUUUGGACCAUUUGGAGCUAUUAAAAAUGUUACAAUAGUGAGAGAUUCAAAAACUAAUCAAAGUAAAGGAUUUGGUUUUGUUACAAUGAAAAACUUAGAAGAAGCCACAAAUGCAAUCGAUAUUCUAAAUGGUUUUGCAUUAAAAGGAAGACCGAUUAAAGUUAGCUUUAAAGGAUCCAGGGUUAGGUCUGAUGAUGAAGAAAACGUAAUGGGUGAACCAGGUGCUUAUCAAAUAUAUGUUUUUAAUUUAUCUUCAAGUACUAUCGAAGACUCAAUUUGGAAACUUUUUGCUCAAUUUGGAGCAGUAAAAAAUGUUAGUAUUGUUUGUGAUCCGAAGACGAAUAAAUUCAAAGGUUUCGCAUUUGUAACAAUGAAAAAGUUUGAAGAAGCAGAAAAAGCAAUAAAAACCUUAAAUGGAUUUAAAUUAGAUGGACGUAACCUUAUGGUUAGUUUCAAAGGGCAACGUCCAGAUGAUCCAGAGAAUGGUGUAAAAGAUUAUACAUCUGAUCGCAUUCAAUCUAUCCCUAUUUAUAUAAAUUAUUUACCAGAAAAUGUUGAAGAUGGCGAAGUAUGGAAAUUAUUUUCUCAAUUUGGGGCUAUUAAAGAUAUAAGAAUUAUACGUGAUGGACAUACAAAGAAAUGUUCUGGUUAUGGAUUUGUUAAUAUGAAAAACUUAGACGAGGCAACGCUUGCAAUAAAUACAUUAAACGGUUUCGAAAUGAACGGAAAGCAUUUACAAGUAAAUUUAAAAGGGAAAAAAUAUUUAUAAAAGUAAAGAAUAGAAUUUCAGAAACAUAUUAGAUCAUGAAUUAGAUCAAUUCUUUGAAAUGUGAUUUAUGAAUUUAAAUCAAAUUAAUUUGCAGAAUAGAAUAAUUUUGAUGUUUUACAUUUUUAGUACUUAUAUGAUUUUUGAAAAAAAAGAACGAUUUAAUAAUAAUUAUCAAAUUUUUAUUGGUUUUGUGUACUUUAUUAUACUUUCAGAACAUCUAAUACAAAUAUAUUUCAAUAGUAGUUUUUUUAAUUGUAAAUCAUUUAUAUGAAUAAUAAUUUGCUCAUCUGCUUAUUUUUCCCGAAGAUCAAUUUCGAUUUAUAGUGUGAAAUUUUAAUUAAUUUCAGAAAUAAUUCAUUUAUGUAUUUAUGUACCAACCUAUAUU